GUGAUAUCAACUUCGUUCUACACGUCGUACCCAUUAAAGAGAGAAAUAAGCAUUUAAUCAAAUGAUUGCUUGAUCACUUAAUCUUACAUUAUAUACUCGAAAAUCAAUUCUUUCAAAAUCAUUGUUGAGGCAUUUUCCCCAUUUCUAUCCCAACAACACAUACAACACCUCCAGGACAGGCACCUCUACAAGAUAAUGCAUUCAUAUCCUCCUUACCAUCUUACCAACGAUGUGUAUCGUCCAUACACUGUUCCUUACACGCCACUUCUAUGCUAUAUUCUAUCUUACCAUUUUGGCCCGGCCGGAACUGGCCCAAUUUCACCCUCAGGACAUCAAUUCCUGAACUCAGUCGCCCCGGGCUUUAUGCCAAAUCCGCCACAAUAUUCUACGCCGCACCCUCGUAUAUCAUACCACCACCAUCCACACUAUCACAUAUAUCGAGACGAAUAUCCGCCAUGGGUACCACCCCAAUAUCAUGAUUAUAAUUACGUUUAUCCAUACCAUCACACACGCCGACGCGGACAUGGACAUCAUUGAGAUCAUAAGUCAGCGGGAUUCUACCAAGAUAUCUGUG
Molecule: messenger RNA, 574 nt
Organism: Hypoxylon trugodes
Lineage: Eukaryota; Fungi; Ascomycota; Sordariomycetes; Xylariales; Hypoxylaceae
Exons: 1
Coding region: 196-537 (113 amino acids)
Source: RefSeq, a predicted model, not a curated record